AUGGAGAAUUCCUCGUCCGCUUCGGUGCAAAAAACAAACAAGGUUUCCCUGAUCUUGUUGAAUGAAAUAGACAGCGAGGAGGCAAACGUGACAAAAACUGUUUUUUUCAUUGCAUUGGGACUUGUUAUUAUCUUUGGUAACGCGACAAGCAUUGUGAUUUUUUGGCGUCGGAGGUUUUUCCUACAACGAUCAGCUAUCCUUCUGAUGAACUUAACCGCUGCUGAUUUGUUGGUUGGAUUUGUGAUCAUUUUCACCAUAAUGGAAGACAUUUUACCAUCGUAUUUCAUCAGUAGAGAGAUUUAUUCAGAAAUGAACGUUGGAUUUGAUGCUUUUGCCUUGCUUAGCUCCAUCUUAUUUCUUGCCGCGAUUUCCGUGGAAAGGGCACACGCCGUUCUAAGACCUGUUCGCCACUUGUUUAUACCAACGCGCUAUUACUUCUCAGGUGUACUCACCGUGUGGUUUAUGGCUGGCUUCCUUUCUGCGAUUAAUUUGCUUCCUCUUCACGCGAUCUUAAGCAAGCAAAUCACAAUUACAGUUAUAUCUACAUCUAUUGGGUUAGCAUUACUUAUUAUCUUCAUAUCAUACGCUUCAAUUUGGUUCAAAUUCAAUAAAAGGAUGUUCAACCCUUCCACAGCACGCACGGAAAUGAACCAAAAACUGGUGAAAACACUUUUUAUGGUGACGAUUUUAUCACUAGUAUCUUGGCUACCAUUGCAAGUCAUAUUAAUCCUUCUUUAUUACUAUCCCAAUGUAAAAAUUACAGCCAACAUUUUAUUAAUAGUUCGACUUUUUCAGUAUUUUAACUCUCUUUUAAACCCCAUUGUCUACAACCUUCGAAUGCCCGACUUUCGGAAAGAAAUGAUCGAUUUAAUUUGUGGAUGCUGUAUAAAAGACAUCCCAAAGAGAGCGGACAUUCGUUUAAAGUCCGUUCGAAAGACAUGCAGCACCUGAAAUAAGGGGCUAACCAAGUUACUAUAGCCUCCUCUGCACGUGACUUGGGACUUCAAGUAGACUCCAUCCUUAGCUUUGAUGAACAUAUCACAAACACGUCUCAUCAUGUUUAGGUGGGACAAAAAAAUAACGCUUUCAACGUUAUUAAAACUAACAUUACACUGAAUAUCAGGCGAAAGCACUGCCAAAGAAGGUUUAUUUGGAUGCUGCCCCGUGUAGGGGAAUCCGUAUUCCGGAUUCCAGGAAAUUUUUGCAGGUAGAAUUGUGGUGUUUUUGGCCAGCGGCCAAUACACUUUGAGCAUGCGCACUUAUGCUCCAUUCCGAAAACGUAGUCCGUUCAAAUCAAAGACAUGAUAGUGACAACGAGGUAAAAUUUAAAAAAUUAUGACCACUAUUGGGAAGAUAGAGAGUUUUGAUGACACAAAAGAGAACAGGGAAACCUAUGUGGAACGAGUAGAACAGUUUUUCUUGGCGAACGGCUUCGAUGAUGACCAUAAAGUGCCAUCCUUGUUGAGCUUGAUCGGCGGGAAAACCUACACUCUGCUGAGGGAUCUUCUUUCACCGGAGAAGCCAGCUACAAAGUUCUUUCAACAGAUACAGCCGACUCCUGAUAACUCGAACCCUCGCUACCUCGAACCAAACUCGAUUUCCCCUGGAUUUCCGUCAUACUUUCACUGUAAUUUUACCCUCGGUAACUUGAACCCUCGAUAACUCGAACUCCCGCUAAGGGACUGGUCAAAAAGUAUAGGCGGGGGUGGGCCGGAGCAGAGAGGGGGUGGGUCAUGAGGUUUUGAGCCUUGUCGAAGGGGUGGGUCGUGCAAUUUUCAGCUACCCUUAAGGGGUGGGUCACCCUAUUUUAUUACAUAGAUAAGCACUAAGUACUAACGAGACAGUUGACCACACUUGUUAUAUAAAACACAGCCAGCUGGAAUUAUUGCUAUAAUACUCACAAACCUGUUGUGCGAGAAAAUGUAACGGGUGACAGGCCGCACAUGCAUCUAUACGGGUGUGAAACCCUUUGUUAACCUUUUUUUUUUUUUUGCUCUAACGAGCAUGUCCUUUAAUGAUUUUCCUUUUUUGUAAGGAAAUGAUUGGUGGUUCCUCAAAAAGUUAUGGAAGGUAUGGUUGGUUUUGUAUAAGAUCCCAUUUUUAUUAUUCAAGCUUUCCUUUAUUGUAGACAUUGCAUUUUGAGGAUUGGCAUUGUGUCACAAAUGGCAAUAUUUUUUUUUCCUCCUUGUAUGUUUUGUUUUGGGAGUUUAGACUCGUUUUUGUGAAUUUUAUUUCUGAUAGUAGGUCUUCUAUCAAAGUUUGUGGGUAGCCUCUGUCCAUCGAGCGUUUUUUUUUGUUAAAUUUUCCUCAAAGGUUGUUUCUGAGGAGUUUUUUCGUAGGAUUCUCAAGGCUUCUCCUUUGACAAAUCCUUUUUUAACACUUGGAGGGUGACACAAGGUGAAAUGUGUGUGCAAGAAGGUUUCUGUUUGUUUAAAAUGUGUCUUUGCAUCAAGGAUAGAUAUUUUCUUGAAUCUUGUGCCUUUGUAUACAACCGUGUCUAAAAACGCUGCAUCUCAGUGUCAAAUGUUUCGGCGGUUAAUUUAAAAGUUGGGUGAUGUAAGUUUGCUUGUUCAAUGAAGGCUUCGAUGUCUGCUUUACUUAUGUCCCAUAGGGAAAAGAUAUCGUGUAUGUAGCAUUUCCAAACUGUUGUUCUAAGGACAGUUUUGCUUAGAGUUAUUGUUUCAAUAAUUAUAUGUCAUGAAAAUAUUGGCAAAGGAAUCAAAACUGCUGUCUUUGUGCCCAUUGCAGUUCCAUGGUUUUGUAGGUAGUGCUUUCCAUUGAAGUGGAAGAAAUUUUCUUUGAGGAUUAAUCUAAGAAUUUCCGGCAAGUAAAAUGUAGGAAUGGGUUGUCUUUGUAGAAAUUUUCAUAUGCUUUGUGACAGAAAAUUUCAAUAUACCCUCGUUUUGCUGUAUAUUUGUGUCAAGACUCAAAACGUCCAUCGAAACAAGAAAUGUUCGGUUUUUCACAUUUGUCUUUUCAGUGAAAGGUAUGAUUUCUGUGAUUUUGAUAUUGGUUGUAGCAGUGUAUCAACAAAUUUUGUCAAGCACAGAACAAGGUUAGGCCAUCCUCUUUUUCUUUCUCCGUUUACCGUCAUCCGACCGACCCAAAUAUUUGGCAUUUUCAAAACAAAAAAAAGUAACGACGUAGUUACACCAUUUUUCACUUGACAUAAUUCUUUUAACCUCAAAAAUGAGCACAGUAGCAGCAUAGAGAAAAACAGGAACAAAACAUGAACAUUUUUCACAGUAUAUUGUACAUUUUGUUAAUCCAAAUAUGUGAAUGUUAACUUUUAACGUCGUCCUGGGGUACCAGGGCUUACUAUUCCGAGACUUCUUGUGAUUUAUUUUUUAGGUUUUUUUUUUUUUUUCAAUCCGACCGACCGACCCAAUAUCAGGAAACGCGUUCGACGGUAAACGAAGAAAAAAAAGGGGAUGGCCUUAGAGGAAACCAAACAUCCAUGUUUUAACUAGGGGGUGGGUCAUGCAAUUUCCAACCUUGCUUUAGGGGUGGGUCAGUCAUUUUUGUGCCGAAGGGAGGGGGUGGGUCAUGUGUUUUUUAUCAGCCACAUUUCCAAAUGCUCCGGCCCACCCCCCCCCCUAUACUUUUUGACCAGUCCCUAACUCGAACCAAUUUUCGUUUCCCCUCAUGUCAUUUCCUAUAUAAUUUUACCCUCGAUAACUCGAACCAUGUUUCGAGCCCUUAAAGAGUCGGGAAAAAAGCCGUCUACUAGCUUCCGAAACAUUGAAUUUUGGAUUUCCUAUUAACGUGUUGUAGGAGUAUAGUUUACUAAUGGAGGCUGAUGUUGAUUGUCACAGGCUAACGUGAAGCAGCUUUACGUCUCAAAACAGUAAAACGCAUGCUCUAUUUAGGUUAUGUUUUGAUACGUUACGUUCUGAUUUAUAAUCUAGAAGUAUCUUUUAGUUUUCACUUGACAUUUCUACAAUUAAAUGUGAUUAAAAUGUUCACUGUGCAGUAAAAACUGUUUUUUACCUUGCUCUCGGCUAUUUUCUUUGAGCUCCCGAUAACUCGAACUUUUUUCAAUUUCCCUUGAAGGUUCGAGUUAUCGGGAGUCGACUGUAGUUACCACUCUCCAGGAGCAUUUGAGCCCGAAUCCCUUGGAAAUUGCGGAAAGAUUUCGUUUCUACAAGAGAAACCAACAUGGAGGAGAAAGCAUUUUGUCUUACGUGGCCGAGCUAAGGAAGCUUGCCACACACUGUAAUUUUGGCGGGAAUCUGAACGAAGCGCUACGAGACAGACUGGUCUGUGGACUUCGAAAUAUGCAGAUCCAAAAGCGAUUACUGUCAGAAGCCAAACUGAAGUAUUCCAAAGCUGUGGAGAUUGCUGUAGCAAUGGAAACUGCCAUCCGCGAUGCUUCAGAAUUACUAAGUGAGCUCAACCCCAACCCAGUCCCUCACGUUGACAAAUUGACUGAACACAACAAACCAACACCAGCGAAACCGGCGACCACCCUCGUUCGCUACCGCUGUGGUGGGAACACACAUACGACACACAAUUGUUUUUAGAAGGAAUAGAUCUGCCACCACUGUGGAAAACAAGGCUAUAUCCAGCGAGGUUGUCGUUCCAAACAGCAAGGCAAGCCUAAGCAAGCAACCAAAACCCCAGAGGUACAUGCUGUUGAAGUUGAUGUUGAUGUUGAUGCAUAUGAAGACAUAUUAGCCACCUUCGAGGUACACAAUGUGAGGAAACAGAGCAAUGAAAUUAUCUGGGUUGAUUUGGAUGUUGAUGGUAAACCACUUAAGAUGGAACUGGACACAGGUUCGGCUGUGUCGAUCAUCUCGUUUGACCUCUACCAGCAGAAAUUUAACAGGCUUCCCCUGCACAAAACUGGACUGUCCUUGAAAACCUACACCGGGGAAAACAUUAUGCCAGUGGGAGUGCUCAAAGUACCCGUGGAUUACCAAAACCAAAGAGAGGUGAUGGACCUGUAUGUCGUCAAGAAUAAGGCUUCACUAGCUACCUAAAGUCCUAAAGAGCGUUUGGAAGUUAUGCUAGACAAGUACUCAGAUGUUUUUGAAAAUAAACUGGGCAGCUUUACAUCAGCCAAAGCGAAGUUAACUCUUAAAGACGAUAGCCAAGCACGCUUCCUCAAGGCCAGACCGAUGCCGUAUGCAUUAAACCUGAAGGUGGAGGAGGAACUGCGGAGACUCCAGAAUAAAGGUAUUCUCACUAAAGUAGAGUGGAGUGAAUGGGCCACACCGAUUGUGCCUGUCCUGAAGAAAGAUGGUUCCGUCAGACUUUGUGGUGAUUACAAGAUCACAGUGAAUCCAGAACUACAAGCAGAGCUGUACCCUCUUCCUCGCACUGAAGACAUCUUUGCAAACCUUGCUGGUGGGCAGAAAUUCUCAAAGAUUGACCUCCGCCAAGCAUAUCACCAAAUAGAGAUGGAAGAAGAUUCAAAGAAAUACCUCACAAUCAACACCCAUAUGGGACUGUUUCAGUACAACCGACUAGUGUUUGGCAUCACCUCUGCACCUGCUAUCUGGCAGCGCACCUUUGAUCAAGUGUUAGAAGGAACGUCUGGAACAAGCUGUAUCCUUGUCGAUAUGAUCAUCACUGGAAAGAAUGAUGAUGAGCAUCUUGCCAACCUAGAAGUUUUACGUCGCCUACACCCUCAUGGGUUAAGAGCAAACAAGACAAAGUGCGAGUUUUUCAAAGAGAAGAUAACCUUCUGUGGACACGAUAUUGAAAGUCAUGGUCUCCACAAGUCACCAGAGAAAGUGGAAGCAGUUUUGAAAGCGCCUCGCCCAUGCAAUGUAGCUGAACUGAGGUCGUUUCCGGGGUUAGUCAAUUACUGCAACAGCUUCUUGCCCAAUCUGUCAACAGUGGUACCCCCUUUGAAACCAGUUGUUAGAGAACAACCAUCAGUGGAAAUGGACGGAACAAUGCGAAACAGCAUUCGACAACGUGAAAGAAAUGAUGACCUCAGAGCAAGUAUUAACACACUAUGAUCCCAGUCUGCCACUAAGGCUUGCUUUUGAUGCAUCCCCUGUGGGAAUCGGUGCCGUGCUAUCCCACGUGAUGAAUGAUGGGACUGACCGACCCAUUGCUUUUGCUUCCAGGACAAUGACAAAAACUGAGCAAGGGUACACGCAAAUUGAUAAAGAAGCUUUGGCAAUAUUCUGGGUAGUCAAGAAGUUCCAUGUGUAUUUCUUUGGCCGAUCUUUGACCCUGUACACCGAUCAUCAACCGUUAACAUCCAUCUUCCAUCCACACAAGAGCAUUCCAGUGGUUACGGCAGCCCGGCUUCAGCGCUAUGAAUUAUUCUUGGUUGGAUAUGACUACCAAAUCGAGUACAAGAACAGUGAAGUGCAUAGCAAUGCAGAUUACCUUUCCCGGCUGCCACUUAAAACCGAAGAGAGAGCAGAAGAAGUUGUGGAUCCAGUAAAUGUUUUCAAUUUGAUGCAGUUUGAGCCCUUACCAAUCACAGUUGACAACGUCCGAAGAGAAACCCAAAGGGACCCUGUCUUGAGCCAAUUCCAUGAGAUGGUGACUAAAGGGUGGCUAAGCAGCCAUCAUUCCUGUACUGGACCCCUUCUACGCUCGCAGGGAUGAGAGAACAGUACACUCAGGGGAUAUGGGGAAUCAGAGUCAUAGUACCCCCAACACUUCGUCCACAAGUACUUGAAGAACUCCAUCAAGGACACCUUGGAGUAGUGAAGAUGAAGGCCGUAGCAAGAAGCUACAUCUGGUGGCCAGGGAUCGACAAGGAAAUUGAGGAAACCGCGAAGACUUGCUCGGGUUGCCAGCUAAUGCAGGCUGAACCUAGUACCGCACCUGUACAUCCAUGGGAAUGGCCAUCGCCACCCUGGUAACCAAUCCAUAUUGAUUUUGCCGGACCUUUCCUCGGCUGCAUGUUUUUGGUUGUCGUGGAUGCCCAUUCUAGAUGGUUGGAAAUAGAGAAAAUGAACACCACGACCUCAACCAAAACCAUCGAGAAACUGCAGAGCUUAUUGGCUAGAUAUGGUGUGCCAUCCCAGUUAGUGAGUGACAAUGGGCCACAGAAUAAAUCUGAAGAGUUUUAGAUGUUCCUCAAGAGAAAGGGAAUAAAAAAUCUGACAUCUGCUCUAUACCAUCCUGCCAGCAAUGGUCUAGCCAAACGCUGUGUGCAGAGUUUCAAAUCAGCCAUGAAAGGUGGAACGGAAGUAAAACCUCUGAACAUUAAGCUGGCAACGUUCUUGCUAGCUUACAGAAAUACCCCCAUUCAACCACUGGAGAAGCGCCAUCUAAGCUAUUUUUGGGAAGACGAUUACGCACUCGACUGGACUUGCUGAAAACAGAUCUCCGCUUGAAGAUAAGCAACCGUCAGAUAGACCAAACCGUCACGAAGGUUGGUGCUGUAACUAGAGAAUUCUCCAUCGGUCAGACAGUGAUAGCACGAAAUUACACUGGUAGUACAAAGUGGGUACCUGGCAUCAUCCGAACACGGCUUGGCCCCCUUUCUUACGAAUUAGAAGUCAAACCUGGCUUAGUAUGGCGUCGACACACAGACCAACUGAGGGAUACCAGAAUCCCAGUGACACCAAGCAGCAACCCUGUUACCCAGACCUCAGAACUUCCAGUCGAGGUCGAGAGUUGUGAGGAACCAGUGUCUGUAGCCAGUGAGCAGCCAGCAGCCAGCAGCCAGCAGCCAGCAACUUGGAGACUGAUGUUCCGCCACCAAGUCCACUGGCUGACCUUGCAGCCAGCAGUCCACCAAAUUUGAGUGAGCCUGUUCCUGAACCUGUUCCUCUUAGACAAUAUCCGAUCCGAGUGCAGAAGCCCCCAUCUAGGCUGGAUUUAUGAACUUUGAAAUGACAUUAAGACUUGGCUUAUUUCAAUAGGCGUGUUGUGUUUGACUUAACGUUUCAGAUCCUUAUUAGUUACCAUAUUGCAUGCACUAGCUAGUGGGGAGGAGUUGUGGUGUUUUUGGCCAGUGGCCAAUACACUUUGAGCAUGUGCACUUAGUCCGUUCGAAUCAAAGACAUGACAAGAAUCUGGCGGAAUCCUGGGCUUUGGGAUUCAGAGUAAAGUAAAACUUUAUUUACACAGGUUAGCCCAUUCAACUCUAAGGCUGGUCUCCAUAGGGGCCCUGUAUCUUAAAAAAUUAAUUUACAUUAAGGAUUUUUAUAAACUAUUACAUUUACAGAAGCCUAAGCCUAAACAUACAAUGCAAUUAACAAAAUUACAUUUAAAACUUAAAAUAUAAUAAUAUAUCAAAGUUUUGAUAAAAAGAAAUGUCUUGCUCAGCGGCAGAACGUCUGAAUGUUUCACUCUUCGCAAUGUUUAAAGGGAGUUUGUUAAAAAAUUUUUCGCCAGUAAAAAGAAAGGUCCUUUUCCCAAAAUUCUCUUUAAUGUUUGGUAGGGAAUACAGCUCAAGGAAUCUGGAAUCCCACUAACGAUUGGAAUCUAGAAUUCAAGUUCCACUGACAAAAACUAGAAUCCAGUAGCUGGAAUCCAGAAUCCAAGGCCUGGAAUCCACAAUCCAAGACUGUUUUGGAUUUGCUUACAUUGCCCAUGGGGCAAUGGAUGGGCAAAACAGAUAGAAAGAGAGUCUGUUUGAUAAAAUAGAAUAAGAUGGUCUUAAACUUUUAUUGUUUACCAAACAGGCAGAUAGACAAAACGUCACUGGAACCGUCAGAAAGCGAUUGCUAAGCGAUAUUUAGUCACCUGUAGGUAAGUGGCAAAGAAAGAUAAGGUAUUCGGAUUUCAAGGACUAAAUCGAAGAUGGCAGUGACAGAAAGUGUAAAUAUUUUCCAUUGGCAUUAACGCACGAGAGCUGCAAAGGAGCUAACUUACAUUCAUCAGUGUAGUGUAGUUAACAGUUAAAAUGAUCAAGAAACUUUGAUUCUGCUUUAAUUCUGCGGGAGAAGGAAGCACAAAAAAAUUGGUUUUAUCAAAUGGGCUGAAUAAAGCCGUCAAUUUAGAAGGAUCCAACUGAGCCUUGUUCAGUCCAGUGCUAGCCGUUUUUCAGCUUUUAAAGUUUUUUCUCUAAGCAAAUGUUUUAAAGUAAAUAAGUAAUAGUAUAGUGAGCUUCGGCUCAUCUCAGUUCUCGUACAAAUUUUUCAGCCUUUGAUCAGUUAUAAGCUUAGCCUGAACUUGAUCUUACAUACUUUCGAGUCUCUGAGAGAGUAAGCGACUCGAAGAUAUGUCCGAAAUUCAGGCUAUUAUAGGCUUACUCAGCAUUAUUUUUAGUCCACAGGUACUGUAGAUUUUAUGUAUUCCUUAACAUACUAAGUAGGUAA
Porites lobata is the source of this 9242-nucleotide messenger RNA. The record is from the annotation of a GenBank genome assembly. NCBI's taxonomy places the organism in Eukaryota, Metazoa, Cnidaria, Anthozoa, Scleractinia, Poritidae.